AUGGGUAAUAUAUCAUCCAUGGCUAGGGCCUCAACGGCUCUAGACUCCUAUGUCGCAGAGUUGGGCAAUGACAUAUCAUAUGAUAAAAGUCUUUCGUCUUCCCGAUUCCUCAAAACAAUCUUAGCUCGACAUGCCUAUGGUCCGAUAGUGUUGAAGAUAUUCAUAAAGCCUGAUCCGGCUAUGUCAUUGAGAGUGAUACAACGACGUCUGAAAACUGAAAGAGAUAAUCUAUCUGAUUUACCAAAUGUCAAUACGUAUCAAGCGUUUGUAGAAACUGAUAAAGCUGGAUAUUUGAUUCGACAAUGGGUGGGAUCAAAUUUAUAUGAUAGGGUCAGUACUCAGCCAUAUCUAGCUAGUAUAGAAAAGAAAUGGAUAGCGUUCCAGCUUCUCACCUGUCUAAGAGAUGCUCGACUAAGAAAGGUUGCUCAUGGAGACGUUAAAUCCGAAAACAUACUUCUGACCACAGAUUUAACACUUCUUUUAACUGAUUUCUCCAGUUCUUUCAAACCAACUUAUUUACCUUUAGAUGAUCCAUCAGAUUUCUCAUUCUUCUUUGACACCUCUUCUCGAAGAACGUGCUAUCUAGCCCCGGAAAGGUUUUAUACUUCCGAUUCUAAAUUGGCUGAAGAGAAAAGGAAGAUACCUGGAGAAGGAGAAUUUGAAGGAUGGGGUAAAAGAGAUGGAAGAGUAACCGAGGGAAUGGAUGUCUUUAGUGCCGGUUGUGUCUUGGCUGAGAUGUGGACGGAUGGAAGAGCAGUCUUCAAUCUAAGUGAAUUGUUCGCUUAUAGGGAAGGCAGCGUAGGACUGGAGGGGUUGCUGGAUAACAUCGAUAAUCACGAGGUCAAGGAGAUGAUUGCCCAGAUGCUAUCCAGGGAUCCUGCCUCACGACCAUCGUUCGAUCUGAUCUUAUCCACUUUCCGAGAGACCAUCUUCCCCGAAUACUUCUACACUUUCCUCAAAGAUUAUAUCACUUCCUUAUCUGAAGUCACUGAACCUGUCGCACCCAGUAGUAUGGAAACUACUUUCUUACAGAAAUCAGCCGGGCAAUGCGGAAUGAAGAUAGAUAGGAUGUUGGAUGAGUGGGAAAGUAUCAGUAUACAUCUGGAUAAAAAGGCUUCGGAAGAUGGACCCGCCCUCCUUCUGCUGAAUGUAGUCACAUCCUCCAUUCGAAAUUGUAUCUGGCCUUCUUCUCGUCUUCACGGCCUUCAGCUCUUUCUUAAUCUCCUUCCAUAUCUGUUUGACGAAGACAAGGUCGAUCGCAUUGUGCCAUUCAUUGUUGAACUUCUCUCAGACGAUGUCGCCAUUGUUCGUGCAGAGGCUUGCAGAACUCUUGUUAUCGUUGUGGAAUCUGUAAAUUCGAUUACUCCUCAAAAUUCAACUUUCAUCCCGGAAUAUCUUUUACCGCAAAUGCGACACCUUUCAACAGAUAGUGACGUCUUUGUGAGAGCCACAUAUGCGAAAGGAUUAGUAAGACUAGCCGAUGCGGCUGUAAAUAUGUUGGAAAUGAGUCAAGCUGCCAAAAAGAUAGGUGGACCGGGUCCCGAAUCUUCGGGUAUAAUCGAACCUGACUACGACUCUAUGCUCCAGGAGAUCCAAUCAGUUGUCGAAGAACAAGCUACCACCCUCUUGGUCGAUGUCGCUCCUCCUGUCAAACGUUCAACCUUAGCCUCCAUAUCGGACUUGUGCCUUUUCUUUGGUCGUCAGAAGUCCAAUGAAACGGUUCUAAGCCAUAUCAUGACUUAUUUAAAUGAUAGAGACUGGAUGUUGAGACUUUCUUUCUUCGAUGGAAUUGUCAGUGUGGGAGCUUUCAUCGGAGUCGGUGCGAUAGAGGAAUAUGUCUUGCCAUUAAUGCUACAAGCGCUCGCCGACCCGGAAGAAGCUGUCGUAGCCAGAGUGAUUGGUUCAAUGACUAGCUUGACUUCAUUAGGCUUAUUAGCCAGAAUGAGAUUAUGGGAUGUCUUCACUGCUGUUAGAGGGUUUCUUUGUCAUCCAAAUAUCUGGAUUCGGCAAGGAACCGCGGGAUUCAUCGCUGCUGCUGCUCGAAAUUUGCCUCCAACCGACGUUUGGUGUAUUUUGUAUCCUGGUAUUCGCACAAUGUUGCACUCUGACAUCAAGGAAAUGAGCGAGGAAAGCAUUAUGUCAGCUUUGUUGUCUCCUCUGCCACGAAGUACCCUUGUUGCAGCCAAGGUCGCUGCUUUGCACAAUACCCCUUCUGGAUACUGGAACAUCGCUACAGGCAAGGGAACAAGCAAAGCGAAUCUAGUCAAAGCCUCUCAGAGUCAGCCAAGCUCCACACAACACUUGCGAGACAAAGGCAUCACAGAACGAGAUGAAAAGAAGGAUUUUAUCGUAAAGCAGGCUCAUGCUUCCAAAGCUCGCGAAUCAACGGAGACAUCGUCAUCCCCUGAUGCAGAUCUUGUAGCUGGCAAAUCAGUAUCUCUGACUGACCUCGGCGUCACCCCGCAAACAAUUUUCAUCAGUCCACGAACAGUCGGCGUCGACGCCAAAGCCGAUCUAAAACGCCUACGACCUCAUCUCUCGGACUCACCUGCAAGCCGGCGGACAUCCUUUGCAAGCAGAAGUAAUCGCGGCCCUGUCGACAAUCCGCUUGAUGAAAUCCGAAAACGAUUGGCUUCGCUUGAGCCAUUGUCCAAGGCAGAUAAGACAGCUAUCGAACCUGCUUUGCCCUCACACACUGAGUCUAACGCCACACCUUCCGAGUCUGGGUUAUCAAAUUCCAUCGACCUUGCUGCGAUGACACGAGUGGGUCGGAAAAAGGUGGACUCAAAGGCCGCACCUGCCAUUGGCGCCUCCCAUACAAACGCUAUCGGUAUCAAUACCAUCCAUGAUGAACUGACAUCGGGUAGGAUGACUCCCAUAGCUACAGGAGUAUUCGUCCCGACCACACCUCGUACAGUGGCGCCUUAUAGUAGCUCUUACGAAGGUCAAGAUCCCGGGGUACGAGCAUUCUUAGAGCAAGUCGAUUUGGAAAAUUAUCGAGAACCACUUCUUGAUUUCGGCCCACGCAUAACGGCAAAUCAUAGGAAACGAACACCUAGAGUGAAGAACACUUCAUCAACACCUCAAGGAGUAACGAUGAUAGCUCAUCUAACACAACAUGAAAGAGCCAUAACGGCCAUCGUCACUUCGCCCGAUAACUCUUUCUUUGCUACUUCUUCACAAGAUUCUACAAUCCUCAUUUGGGAUUCUGCAAGACUUGAAAGAAACGUGGCAACGAAACCUAGACUCACAUACCGAAUGGACGCUCCUGUAGUUUGCUUGUGCAGAAUAGAAAAUACUCAUUGUCUCGCUGCUUCCGCUGAAGACGGACAAUUGCACGUUCUUAGGGUACACGUGACCAGCUCUGGAGGAUCGACGAAGUAUACUAGAAUUGAACGUAUACGUUCUUGGACAGUCGGUGAAGGGGAAGGAUACGUGAAAUUACUAUCCCAUCUCCAAGACUCGUCCCUUUUGCUGGUUACGUCAACUUCGAUGAUAGCGAUCCUCGAUAUAAGGAACAUGGAGAUCACAAAACGAUUCCAACAUCCGCUCGAGCUAGGGUUAAUCACAUCUUUCUGUUGUUCUACUCACUGGCUGGUCAUCGGCACUUCAACUGGAACUCUCAGUCUUUGGGACUUGAGGUUCGGUCUCCUGUUGAAAUCGUGGAAAGUCGGUGGAGAGGUGUCAUCUCUCCGAAUACACCCAUCAAGAGGUAAAGGAAGGUGGAUCAUGGUUUCCAUCAUCCCUCCUGCUCUACAGGGCAAAGCGACGUCGACUGAUAGCAUUGAUGACAAUUCCGGAGCUUUGGUUGAAGUGUACGACAUAGAAUCGUCUAGAUUAAUGGAAAUAUAUGAAGUCCGAUCUAAUCGACCUAGUAAGAACCCUGAACCACCAAAGGAGGUUGAAGAUACGGUUCCUGAUAAAUCAACAUAUAUAUCUCAACUUGCUCAAUCCGCAGGUAUGGUUGUAGAUAAUCUGACCAAGACGAUGACCUCGGAAGAUUUUAUUGGUCCAUCUCCAAGUCAUCCUUCACCAAGAACAGUCUUAGACAUGGUAGUAGGACAGACCUGGAGUUCGUUACCCAGAAAUGACGAGAACCUCUUAAUGUCUGUUCCUGAGUUGGAAUUGAAGAACAACGGUAUUGGUUCCUCAUCAAAUGGGGGUCCAGGUUGGAUGAUCACCGCUGGUGAAGAUCGAGCGGUUAGAUAUUGGGAUUUAGUGAAAAUUUCGGAUGGUUUCGUCGUUUGUGGAUCCCAAAAGGAAAAGGAUGUCGCAUUCAAGCAAAUCACCAAUAAUGGUCCAAUACAUACAUAUACGAUACCAAACGUACAUCGGCAUCCGAAUGUGCCGACUAAAGAAAGAGAGAGACAACCCCUACGUCCUCAUUACGAUGCGAUAUGUACACUCGGAACGGUUGAAACUCCUUUUAGUAGCUGUGUCAUCACUGGAGAUAGGAGUGGCGUAGUGAAGGUCUGGAGAAUGGAAGGGGGCAUUGUAUCGAAUCGGUGA
Messenger RNA from Kwoniella shivajii, 4509 nucleotides. RefSeq lists its product as uncharacterized. Gene Ontology annotation, biological process: protein targeting to vacuole; late endosome to vacuole transport; autophagy of peroxisome. Gene Ontology annotation, molecular function: protein binding; ATP binding; protein serine/threonine kinase activity. The transcript is spliced from 16 exons. The record is from RefSeq and is a predicted model, not a curated record. NCBI's taxonomy places the organism in Eukaryota, Fungi, Basidiomycota, Tremellomycetes, Tremellales, Cryptococcaceae. Gene Ontology annotation, cellular component: phosphatidylinositol 3-kinase complex, class III, type I; nucleus-vacuole junction; late endosome. Bases 1 to 4509 code for a protein of 1502 amino acids.